This is a messenger RNA of Morchella sextelata, 219 nucleotides long. RefSeq lists its product as uncharacterized. The record is from RefSeq and is a predicted model, not a curated record. The transcript is spliced from 6 exons. NCBI's taxonomy places the organism in Eukaryota, Fungi, Ascomycota, Pezizomycetes, Pezizales, Morchellaceae. The coding region runs from base 1 to 219 and encodes 72 amino acids.
AUGGAUGUCGAAUAUAAUGUGUUUUUUUUUUCCAUCCGCGGUGUUUAUGGAAACAUGUACCUAACAUUCAUAUUCAACAGCUUCCGGAACGUGUGCGCUUGGAUAUGCUUUUCUUUAAUUUAUUCUUAUGCAGUUUGGGAUCAGACUUCCAUCCGUUGCGAUUUCAAUCAUAAAAAAAACGGUGCUGUUAAUAGAUUUAGAAAUAAUAGUACCUAUUAA